Messenger RNA from Psammomys obesus (fat sand rat), 6821 nucleotides. RefSeq names its product SKI like proto-oncogene (gene Skil). The coding region runs from base 774 to 2801 and encodes 675 amino acids. Gene Ontology annotation, biological process: negative regulation of BMP signaling pathway. NCBI's taxonomy places the organism in Eukaryota, Metazoa, Chordata, Mammalia, Rodentia, Muridae. Gene Ontology annotation, molecular function: RNA polymerase II cis-regulatory region sequence-specific DNA binding; SMAD binding; DNA-binding transcription factor activity, RNA polymerase II-specific. Gene Ontology annotation, cellular component: nucleus. The transcript has 7 exons. The record is from RefSeq and is a predicted model, not a curated record.
GCCGGGUGACGUCAGAGGCCGUGUGUAGCGAUGUGUGUGGGGUUCGGAGCGGCGCCGGCACAGCGAAGGCGGCGGGCGAGCGGCGGCGGCGGCGACGGCGGGCACAGAUCAAUUAAAAGAAGAAUGAACUGUAAUUCUUGAAGAUAACUGGGCAGCUUUCUCAUUUAGUAUAUAUGUGUGUGUGUGUGUUUUUAAUUAAAGACGUUCAGGUGAAGUCAGGCUCUUCUUACUGGUAUGGAGAUUUAGACAAGACUUCAGUUUGUCAGCACAGAGCAACUGACCGUUUUCAGUGAAGAUACCUGCCUCCUUUUUGGUUGGUUGCAUCAUUGUAACUCAUGUUUGGGUGUAGUUUUAGGAUACAGCAGUAGCAUAAACUUUCCACAUACUUUGCUUAAAAAACAAGACAAAACCAAACCACCAAACUCAACCAUUACACCAAACCUUGGACAUCUUGAAUUGAGAAAUGAGCUUCAUUUUAAUGCAAAUACACAAAGUACUCAAGAAGACAAGAUUUUCCUCAGAAGUGUGCUUAUGAUUAUAUUCUUUAUCAUUAGAAGCAAACUGGGAAGUUUUGUAGUGUUUUCGAUUAUAUCCUAAGGUAUAACUAACCCAAAACAAAGUUGUACGAAUCUAUUCAGAAAAUUCAUCCUUGGAAACUAAAAAUUUCUAAGUGAGUCAUAAGUAUUUGUAUACAUUACCCCUUUCUCUUCAAAUUAGCAACUGAGUACAGCAUGCCAGUUGCAGACUUAAUUAUUUAAAACACCAGUGUAGCCAUGGAAAACCUACAGGCCAAUUUCUCCUUGGUUCAGGGUUCGAAUAAAAAACUGAACGGGAUGGAGGAUGAUGGCAGUCCUCCUGUGAAAAAACUGAUGACAGAAAUUCAUGCCAAUGGAAAAACGCUAGCCAAGGUGAAGAAGGAGCAUUUGGAUGACUACGGAGAUGCAUCAGUGGAGGCGGAUGGCGAGCAUGCUGAGCGGAACUGUACUUCCCUACCCGAAACUUUAAACCCCAGCCUGAAACACACGCUGGCACAAUUCCAUUUAAGUAGUCAGAGCUCUUUGGGUGGACCAGCCGCAUUCUCCGCUCGUUACUCCCAAGAGAGCAUGUCACCAACUGUGUUCCUGCCACUUCCAUCUCCCCAGGUCCUUCCUGGUCCUCUUCUCAUUCCCUCUGAUAGCUCCACAGAGCUCACUCAGACUGUUUUGGAAGGGGAGUCCAUUUCUUGUUUUCAAGUUGGAGGAGAAAAGAGGCUCUGUUUGCCCCAAGUCUUAAAUUCUGUUCUCCGAGAAUUUUCACUCCAGCAAAUCAACACAGUGUGUGAUGAGCUCUACAUCUAUUGUUCAAGGUGUACUUCAGACCAGCUUCAUAUCUUAAAGGUCCUAGGGAUACUUCCGUUCAAUGCCCCGUCCUGUGGCCUGAUUACGUUGACUGAUGCACAAAGACUCUGUAAUGCUUUACUGCGGCCACGGACUUUUCCUCAAAAUGGUAGCGUGCUUCCUGCUAAGAGCUCUUUGGCCCCGUUAAAGGAAAGUGGCAGUGCCUUUGAAGUGGAACAUGAAUGCUUGGGCCAAUGUCAGGGUCUCUGUGCCCCUGAGUUUUAUGCUCGGCCCGAUGCUCCCUGUAUCCAGUGUCUGGAGUGCUGUGGGAUGUUUGCGCCCCAGACAUUCGUCAUGCAUUCUCACAGAUCACCCGACAAGAGGACUUGCCACUGGGGCUUUGAGUCAGCCAAGUGGCACUGUUACCUCCACGUGAGCCAGAAAUACCUGGGGACACCCGAAGAAAAGAAACUGAAGAUAAUUUUAGAAGAAAUGAAGGAGAAAUUCAGCAUAAGAAAUGGAAAGCGAGCCCAGUCAAAGACAGACCCGCCGUCAGGAAUGGAACUGCCUUCCUGGUAUCCUGUUAUCAAACAGGAAGGUGACCAUGUUUCUCAGCCGCAUUCAUUCUUCCAUCCCAGCUACUACUUGUACAUGUGUGAUAAAGUGGUCGCGCCGAAUGUGUCACUCACAUCCGCUGUCUGCCAGUCUAAAGAGGCCACCAAGACAGAGACAAGUAAGUCCAUCUCCAAACAGUCAGGACAGCCUCAUGGUGUUAGUAAAGACCAAAGCACAGUGUCUUACCCAGACGUCUCACUUGAGGAACAGGAGAGAAUGGAUUUAAAAACAAGUAGAGAAUUGUACAGUUGUGUAGACCCAUCCAUCUCAAAUAGUUCUACGAGUAAAACGAAAUCUGAGUCUGCUGUUUGCAGCUUAGUAAGAGACGUAAGCAAGCGCGAUGCUGAAGCUGCUUCUCCACUUCUGGUCGCAGAUGUUAAUUGUGAAGAUGAUAAGGGAAAGAUUAUGGAAGAAGUGAUGAGAACCUACGUAAAAAAGCAGGAGAAGCUGAAUUCAAUUCUGCAAAAGAAGCAACAGCUUCAGAUGGAAGUGGAGAUGCUGAGCAGCUCAAAGGCGAUGAAGGAGCUCACUGAAGAGCAGCAGAAUCUGCAGAAAGAGCUUGAGUCUUUGCAGAGUGAGCAUGCUCAGAGGAUGGAGGCGUUUUAUGUCGAGCAGAGAGACUUAGAGAGAAAGUUGGAGCAGGUGAUGCAGCAGCAGUGCACCUGUGACUCGAACAUAGAGAAAGACAGAGAGGCUGAGUAUGCUGCACAGUUGGCAGAGCUGAGACAAAGACUAGACCAUGCUGAGGCAGACCGGCAAGAACUCCAAGAUGAACUCAGACAGGAGCGGGAGGCAAGACAGAAGCUAGAGAUGAUGAUAAAGGAGCUGAAAUUGCAGAUUGGGAAGUCAUCAAAGACCAACAAGGAGUAGGAGCCGAAGAAGAGGUGCACCUGUAUUUGGUUGACAGGCUUUGUGUUCGUUGCUUGCUUUGAAAAUUGAAUUCUACCAUCUUAUCUGCAUGAAGAUAACUAGGCAUUCUGUUCAUUUCUAGGGCAGCAAAAGUGAAGAUGAUGUGUAGUACAUAAAAUUUCCCAAAUGAAUGAAAGAAUAUGCUUUGUAUUAUUUUUUUCCAAUCAGCUGGAUAAUAAUAACCUAUGUAAUUUCAACCUGUAGACAGUCUACUUGUGUUUCUAAGACAAGCCUAACAGUUACAUACUUUCCAAAGCUGUAUUAUGUGGUGGAAAAUAGCUGUGUCAAUUUUGUUAUGCGUAUUUCAGGCUUGAUUUUAGAUACAGAGGUGAUGUUUAUGACACAGAGCUACUCACUCUGUAUCUUCCUUCUCAUUGCAGAAUAUCCCAUUCUUCUCAUUACACAGUCUCCUCUUUUUUAUGCACCCGUCUCUAUGUUGUUCGGGUUGUGGAAUGAGUUUCUUGUGGUUUCCUCCUAGAAGAGUUCACUGAUGAAAUGAUAGCACCACCACCCCAGCAUAGAGUGGGGGAGCUCGCUCUGCUGUGCCCUGAUGCUGCACACGGGGAGCAGUUUGCAGCUUGUUCUUUUUAGAGUGGGUUUAUCUAAAUACAUGUGUGACUCAGAAAAUUAAAUGAUUUCUGAACUCUUACUGUUAAUAGUGGUGUGAAAAUACUCAUGGUCACGAGGAAAAUGGAUUCCACUGAUGUACAUUGGUUCUUAUGUAACUCACAAUCCUCUUGUACAGUUUUUAUAUGUAGUAUUAUAAAGGUCUUACUAAAAUUUAUAUAAUUUUUUUCUUUUAAAUUAUAAAAUAUUAAAUAUCUUGAAGGUUAUUUUGGACUUUUGUAUGUUUAAAUGUUAUCUUAAAUCUUGCACGAAUGGACCAUAUGAUUAAUCUUAAAAUCAGGAAUUUACAGUCAGUGAAUAGUAUCUGAUAGACUAAUAAUCCACAGCUGAAGUAUCUGCAACCAGCAGGAAUUUUAGAUGACAGAUGAAUUCCAUGGUUUGGGAAGGGCAGCCUCUGCACUUUUCUUUUUUGUUUUUUUGCACAUAAAGUCUGACAUUUUUACCAGCAAAUUUCACAUUAGUUGAUGCUUGGCUUGAUGUUUACUAGGGAAAAUUCUUAGUGAGCAUUGUAUGUUCUUUUUGUUGUGUUUGGCCUCCAGCUUGCAGGGAUCCUCUUGCCUCUGCCUUCUAGGUGGCAGGAUUACAGGUGUGAACCCUACCACACCUGGCUAUUCAUGGUUUCUUAUGGAGGUUCCUGAAAGCAGCACUGGCAUCAUCCCAGUUUCAUGUUUCCAGUGCUGUCUUGAGGCACUGAAUGCAGUGACUUGAGACCUGUGCUUAGGAGUAACUCAGAGUUGACUGUCACUGUACUCCAGUGGUGUGGGACACAGGACCCUGGGUCAUCACUUACCUUCUUAUGGUCAUAUUUUGUUUCAUGAUACUCAUAUUUAAAAGCAACUUUUCCACUUUCCAAAAGGGAGUUUGUUUUCUAACUAUAUUGUGACCUAGGUGUGAAUUUACUCUACUAUGUUAGCGCUACAUUUAAUGUGUUGGCUUUCAUAACCUCCUUGAGGAAAAACAGAUCUUAAAUGGCACAGGGACCACAUAUGACAUUUUAUUUAGAUCUGGAGAGAAAAAACCCCACAGGCAUUUGUAAAAUAGCCUUAGCUUAGUUGUCCAUUAAUUGUAUCACAGCUGGGUAUGUGAGAGGCAAAAUCAAGGAUUUACAUCAUUUACUUUUCUGACUUACCCAAAACUGUUCUGCGUAUGUGCUACUUAGUACAUGUAAUUCUUCAAGUCUUGAUGAAAUUUGCCUCAUGAUCGUUUAGUAUAGUCUUCACUAUCCAGAAGAUGAAAGAAUGUGCCAUAUUUUCUGUCUGAACUUCCUUAAAAUUAAUUUUUAAUCAACUGUAAAUAUAUCUAUUACUGUUAAAAGUAACUUUAAUUUACAUUACACCAUAUAGCUUGAAAACAAAAUUGAAAUUCUAUAGUACUCCAAAAGUGACCUCUGCUAAAAUAUCCACAUGAAACUUAUUUUAUGCAUGCUCAUUUUGUGUGCUGGUUGCUAUCCUAGAGUUUGUUUUGGUGUUAAGUCUCGUAUGUUGUGCUAAAUUCACUAAGCAAGCGGAUUUUUUCCUCAGACUCCACAUUCUGUUUAGGAAAAAAUGAGACCGUUCACUCUGAACAGCUGUGUUGGGAGUGGCUGUGGAGUGGGGGAAAGACGGUGUCCGCUUUCAGGCUGGGCGAUGAGCAAUGCUUGCUGUGCGUGGUUUCCCUCUGUGGCCAAAGUCUGAGGAACUCGCAUCGUGUGUAUACAGGUACUCAGUGUGGAAGCUCCCUCGGCCAUCAGGGAUGCUUUAAACCACCUGCUAAUCACAACCGAGGCUUUGAACACCACAAGGUUCAACCAGCAAUUAGGUUUGGCUUGGGCUUUUUGAAGUAUAUUCUUUUGCUUGAAUUUCUUGUGUUUUUGAGGAUAAGGAUGUUUUAUGCUUCUUGAGCUGAUUUUAUAACAUAUUUAAUAUAUAACCUGUUUAUAUGUAAAAUCUUUUGUACAGUGGUGGGAAGGAGUAAUGAAUAAACUCAUUGUACAUAGUGAAAAGCAGACAGAAGUAGGUGAAACAGAAUGAGUGCCACAAUGUUCACAGGCUCCCUGCAUCCUUCCAAAGUCACGUCAGAACAACCAGUUUCUUUGUGUCUAUGGCUUCUGUUUGCAGAAAAGCAAAAUGAAAAGGAAGCAGAAGUAAUAAGAAAUGUGCCCGAGGUAUUUCCCUAGCAAGAGCUGCACGCUGGUCUGAAGGGCUUUUACCCGCUUCUGGAAGGUCUCCUCAACAUGUUAUGCUUUGAGGGAGUAAGGAAGAAUGAGUUUUUAUUUGUCCGCUAUGCAUUUACUCUUUGGGGCAGGACAUUACAAACUGAUGACAAAUGGUGUUCAUGCUGUACAUCUGCUCCUGCACUUGGAUCUACUUGCUAAUGGUUUCAUGGAAGCAAUCAGCAAUAUGUGCUAUGAACUGCUGCAUUAUAUAUUACACUUGUGGAACUGAGAUAUUUAAACAGAGCUUAAUUUUUUUCUAGUGUAAAAUACUUAAGCAUUUCCUCUAUUGGAAGAAAAACAUAUAUGGGUAUUUUGUAUUGUAUCUUGUUUAAAAGGGCAGUCUUUUUUAAUCUUCCCACUUAAAUGGCUUUUAAAAUACAUAAUACAAUUUGAAGCUUGUUUAGAAAUAGAAUUAAAUGUCUUAUAUAGUGCUACUGUUUUGGAAUUAGAAAGUGAUCAAAUAUAAAACAUUUUAAAAUUAAGCCCAGAAAACAAAGUAGUGUUUAACAAAGUAGUGUUUAAAGUUAGUUUAGUAUCAAAGAAAUUUAUAAGCUUUUUUCUUCAAUAGAGAUACCUCACUUGAAAAUAAAGAAAGCACAGCACAUUUAAAGUAAUUCUCACGAAAACACCCCAUUAGGAUAAUUCCUGAGUCUAGGACAUCUUUUGAGUUGUUACAGCUUGUGAUGAAUGUAGUCACCAUUAGCUUUUCUGCUGGACGUACUAACCCUGGUCAUCUUAAAGCACUGCAAUAGUUUUCAUUAUCCCUCAGUUUCUAACCUGUGAAGGCAGUGAGUGAGCAGCCCCUCUGCAACUACUGAAAUAAAUUGACUAGAUUGAGCAGAACUCAAUUGAUAAUUUUGCCAAUGUGUAUAGUUUUAUGAUUAAAAUUGCUGUGGUUGGUUGCAUUACAUGACACACAAAACUGUCCUCUACCUCACGUGAAAUAAAUAUUUUAUAUGAUUUUACUAAAAAAAAAAAAAGACUCAUCUAUCUGGUUACUUAGUUUACAAAUUUUGGAUUAUAUUUAUUGAAACAUGACAUACUGUGCUCUUAGCUUAUACCUCAAUUGUAUUUUGUGCUGUUUUCCAUUUUCAUGCCUUGUACAUAACUUGUAUAGAUUGUGGAUGAUAUUCCCAAUAAAACUUUUAAUGCCAAUGAAA